Molecule: messenger RNA, 2703 nt
Organism: Gadus macrocephalus (Pacific cod)
Lineage: Eukaryota; Metazoa; Chordata; Actinopteri; Gadiformes; Gadidae
Gene: csdc2a
Product: cold shock domain containing C2, RNA binding a
Exons: 4
Coding region: 529-1005 (158 amino acids)
Biological process (GO): regulation of mRNA stability
Cellular component (GO): cytoplasm
Molecular function (GO): mRNA 3'-UTR binding
Source: RefSeq, a predicted model, not a curated record
GGUUUAGAGCCAGCGCUCUGAGGUGAGCUACCCGUCUUCUGCGGCCAACAGUGGGUGACACUGGGUGAGAAGAAGCAGCUGAAUCCGGAGUGAAAGUCUGUACAAUAUCCGUCGAUAAUGUCCUACUUGAAACUUACUUCCCUGCAGUCCCUCCCUCUUAGUAUUUGGUGUGAUGCUUCCGUCCAGCAGCUUAUGUGAGGCGAUCCUCCACGCCCCUUCUCAACCGAGAGAGUUAUUUACUAUACGAGUCCGCUUUUCCUUGAUUUCAGAGGGCCUAUGCUUGCCUUUUGAACAACAUCACCAUCAAACCAAGAAACACUGAGCUCUGUACAAGAACGCCUCCGACAUUCAUACGGAGAGGGUGACAGCCUCCCUCCGUCUGUCCCGCCCUGCCCCGCUGUAACCCGACCCCACCCAGAGGAGCAGACUGCGUUGCCUCCGGGUGGAGACGCACCUCGUCCCCUCCACCGCCCGCCCCGUGCCUCCACCCACCCCUCCUGCUCCUCCUGCUCCUCCUCCUCCCUCUCCAUGGCGGAGGCCGGCUCGUCCCCGCAGGACGAAGCCCCGCUGCCCCUCCCCUCGCCCCGCACCCCCCUGCAGCUCUCCUUCCCCUUCCAGAGGGAGGGCAGCCGCGUCUGGGACCGGGAGAGGAAGCCCCCAGUGCCCCCCCGGGACCUGCCCAGCCCCCUGCCCACCAAGAGGACCCGCACAUACUCAGCUUCCGUGCGUGCCACCUCCGGUCCGGUCUACAAAGGGGUCUGCAGGAACUUCUCUCGGCCCCGGGGUCACGGCUUCAUUCAGCCCUCCCAAGGGGGAGAAGACAUCUUUGUCCACAUCUCUGAUAUUGAUGGGGAAUACGUGCCCAUGGAAGGAGAUGAAGUCACGUACAAGGUGUGCCCCAUCCCUCCCAAGAACCAGAAGAUCCAGGCAGUGGAGGUGGUGAUCACCCACCUGAACCCAGGAACCAAGCACGAGACCUGGGCCGGGCAGAUCAUCAGCUCCUAGACGCUGGGUCUAGCCCAGGCUAACCCCAGUUGUAGGGUUAUGGGGUUGGACUCUGUGUAUGUCUGUGUGUGUGUCUGUGUCAGGGUGAGUUUGGGGUGUGUGAGGUAAAUGUGGUGAAUCCAGGAAGAACAUCUUGUUGUCUUGAUGGUUUGGGAGCUACAGUUUGAGCGCUUGGUGGGCUGGAUGUUUUCAUGGAAGUUGAGACGAAUGGGUUUAUAUCCUGGGAUUGGUGUAUGGGUCCAAGGAUGUUGUACCUUAGCUGGUUGGAUGUUUUGAGGGGAUAAGUGGAUUAGGUUGGGGAUCAGAGUUGAAGGGACUGAUGUUGUUAUGGGUUUUAUAUUGAGGAAUUUGGCACUUGGAUCCAAACGGAUGAAUUUCCAAGGACCUUGAGUGAAUGUGGCUUUGAUUGGGUAUUGAUCGAUUGGUUGAAUAAAAAAGGGAUAGUUUCAAAAUUAAAAGGGCAAAAGUGAGCAGAGCAAAGCAUACAGCUCACCUUGAUGUUACGUCAAGGUGGUGUUGCAGCAUGUUGGAGGAUCAUUUCCUAUGAGGGUUGGAGUUAACAAUGGAGCAGAUGUGAUGAGACAGCAGAGCUAUCCUAUAGAGAAUCAAAUGGUUUGGUUCAAAAGGGAUUACACAGAGAUGAGACUGUGGAGCUAGUAAUUAAGGAAGGAAGGAAAGAAGGUAAGAUGAUAGCAGGAAAUAAGGAAGCAGGCCCGGGUAAGGAGAAGAACAUGAAGAGUUUAAGUGUGUAGUGAGGCAUGCGUUGGUACGAAGGGGCCGUGGAAGGUUUGUGUUUACCUAAUGGAAUGGAGGAAAGUAAAAUGAAAAUAAAAACAAAUAUGCACAUUUCUUAUCACUUUUAGAAACAUUGUGAAGGAUGCUGUUCUUUGUGAGCUUUGAAUUUGUGAUUGAUUGUAAAGAACUCUCAAACUUUUGCGAUUCAAUGACAAAAUGGUAGCCAAGGAGUUUUGAGAGUUCAGUGAAGUCAAAGAGAAAGACGACCAAGAGAGUGGGAAAACUUCUUAAAUUAUGAGUUUGAACCAUCUUUUUAUAUUUAUUUAUUUAAGUAUUUAUUUAUUUGUUUUCGGUCAGCAACGCAAUGGCUUUCUAACCACGACUAGACAGUUCAUUAAUAAAACGUGUCUUCAAGGCUAAGCCUGUUUAAAGCCCUACUGCAGCGAUACUGCCCUUUGUAUGCCUUCCUUCAAUUUUCAUGGCAAGAAUUCAGAAAACAAUCAAUUCAAUCUUCCACAAUGCAGUAAAUAAUGUCGUAUGAAUGUGACUGUUGCCUUUUUACAGACGAUGAUGUGAUGUCCAAAAUGGAUGAACAAAUACUGUGAUGUUUUGGAGAUUGUCAUGUUCUAAUCUUUCUUUCGAUUAAAAUAAGUGUGGCUAGCUUCAGGCAGGAACUCCUUCGGUUAAAUGUUAAUUUGUAGUAGCAUUUUCCAUAAGCCCCUAAUUUGUCACCAUGAUUGUGAUUGGACAUUGUAGUGAUUGUUAUCUUUGUUGUUACUUUGCCACGGAUAAACCAGGGACACUGUAAAUCACGUUGGCUAUACGUGUCUGCUAAAUUACAAAACAGUAAUGGAUAAACCAGGGGACAUUUUCGUGUGUCUUCACAAGCACUUUUAUGUCAAAUCACUGUGACACUGUGUAUUGUCUCCUAGCGGAAAUAAAAAAAAAAGUAAUAUAGCCAAA